Molecule: messenger RNA, 621 nt
Organism: Phytophthora infestans T30-4
Lineage: Eukaryota; Oomycota; Peronosporomycetes; Peronosporales; Peronosporaceae
Exons: 2
Coding region: 1-621 (206 amino acids)
Source: RefSeq, a predicted model, not a curated record
AUGGGUAUUACGAUCUCCCAGCCUACAGAUGGAAGCGAGUGCCAGGACAGUCCGUUGGCUGUCGCGGCCGUCGCAGAGAUUACUCAGUUCACUUUGGUGCAGCUUCAGGCGCUUCACGCUAUCUGGUUUGCUGCUGGCUCCAAGGACGAUGGAGAUUUGGCGUCUCGAGAGGCUGAUCUGAGCUGUGAGGAGUUCGAAGAAGCGCUCAACAGUGUCGGGUUUGCAGCAGCAGAUCGAGCGAUCUUUGAUCGCCUAUUCACCUUGUUGGAUCGUACAGGCGAUGAUCGCAUUUUCGCCAUUCAAUUCCUCAUUGGAACCUCGGCGCUACUUCGCGGAUCUCUCGACGUGAAGCUUCAAGCGGCGCUGCAGUUCGCUAGCGACGCUGACAAGUCGUCAGGCCUUGAAGAAGGUCUCUCUCCUGAAGGACUGAACUUCGCGUUAACAACGUUAGCCUCAAUCGCAGGUUUCUUCGGAGAUCCACCCGUGGCUGCACAUGAUGUGAGGCGAGUUGUAGAUGACGUAUGCGGCACAGAUGGCUGCUACUCGUGCCAAGAACUUGUGAAGGACCUCGAAGACCACCCGUUCGUACAGCAGUACGUGUACCACAAUACAGAGAGUUGA